AUGUCCGAAGCUACUUCUCGUUUCGGCCAGUUUCCCUCUCUAGCCAACCUUCUAUACUAUACCUCGUUUACAUCAACCCAUCAACCACCACACGACCAUCCCAACCGUCGCAACCCAACAAACUCCAUCCAAUUCCUCCAAAUACAACGCCGCACCGCGUUAACUCCAAUCAAAAUGCCUUUCACUUCCUCCAAGUCAUCUACAAAGACCAUGUCUAGCGCCGCAUCUACAACCUCCACAAUCUCAACAGCAUCGACCCUCAAGGGAGCCGAUGCCGCGUCAAAGAAGAAGUGGUUCUCCCUGCUGCCCUCGAAAACCACAACCGAAUACAAGCCCAAGUCCGACGCCUAUCAGGCCCAGGAGGCUCUUCACCAUGAGGCUGUUGCAACCUAUCUGGCCUUGCGUUAA
This is a messenger RNA of Penicillium arizonense, 408 nucleotides long. RefSeq lists its product as uncharacterized. Bases 1 to 408 code for a protein of 135 amino acids. The transcript is spliced from 2 exons. Lineage: Eukaryota; Fungi; Ascomycota; Eurotiomycetes; Eurotiales; Aspergillaceae. The record is from RefSeq and is a predicted model, not a curated record.